CGAGUGACUAUGGGUGAACAAAUCAUGAGUGAGUUCGUGUCCUGAAAAACAUCCUCUGAUCAUUGUCACGACUCUCCUGGCGAGAAUAAGUCCGUGACAUCAUCCAUGGGCUGCAUCAUAUUUGAACGGACGAUUGUUCAUGACAUCAUAGCCGCGAAAAUUUGAAGUAUUUUAUGUUUCGGUGCGAAAAGUAGCCAAGUCCAAUCUUUCUUCUGGCAGCUCAGCCACUCGGCGCUGCUCUGAACGUCAACAUGUACAUCGGAAUCCGAACACACAACUUCUCAUUUCCAGUCCAACUCGGAGUUCAUAGCUUGAACCGGACAGCCCGCAUCGACAACCCACCCAAUUGUUUCCGCGCUUCUCCCGUUCUGAAACGGAUUCGAUUCCGCUUUCGUCAAACCUUAGUCACCACCGCCUGCACCAGUCGAAGUCGAGAUACACAUAUACCUGAUGAAGGCUUCGAGGAGCCUGAGAAUUCAACCCGCAUGUUAGAGUCUAAGGCUGAGGUACAAGAGUUUUCUGCAGAUAACGGCAUCUGGACCCAAAUUGUGGAAAUUGUGAAGUUCUCUGGGCCGGCCGUGGGACUUUGGUUGUGCGGUCCGUUGAUGAGCCUAAUUGACACUAUUAUUGUCGGCCAAGGAAGCUCACUCGAGCUAGCAGCUCUAGGACCAGGGACAGUUUUUUGCGAUAAUGCAAGCUACGUUUUUAUGUUUCUUUCAAUUGCUACUUCUAAUUUGGUGGCUACUGCUCUAGCUAGACAGGAUAAACAUGAAGUUCAACACCAAAUAUCUACACUGCUUUUUAUUGCAUUGACCUUCGGUUGUCUAAUGCUUUUCUUUACAAGAUUAUUUGGUCCAUUGGCCCUAACUGCUUUUGCGGGGGCAAGAAAUGCUGAAAUUAUAAGCGCGGCAAAUACAUAUGUUCAGAUUCGGGGGCUAGCAUGGCCAGCAAUACUAGUUGGAUUGGUCACCCAAAGUGCAAGCCUAGGCAUGAAAGAUUCAUGGGGACCUUUAAAAGCAUUAGCAGUAGCCAGUGCUAUUAAUGGUGUUGGAGAUAUAGUUCUGUGCAGAUUCUUCAAUUACGGAAUUGCAGGAGCUGCAUGGGCAACAAUGGUGUCACAAGUGGUUGCUGCUUAUAUGAUGAUUGAAGCUUUGAACCAGAAAGGAUAUAAUGGCUUUGCAGUCUCUAUUCCUUCUCGUGAGGAACUUUUGCAGUUAUUCAUUCUGGCAGGCCCAGUGUUUGUAACAAUGAUGUCUAAGGUGGCAUUUUACACUUUGCUUGUCUAUUGCAUUACAUCAAUGGGAACACACGUACUUGCUGGCCAUCAGGUCAUGAUACAGCUGUUCUGCUUAUGUGCUGUAUGGAGCGAGCCUCUCUCUCAGACAGCACAGUCAUUUAUGCCCGAGCUGAUAUAUGGAGUUAAUCGAAAUUUGUCAAAGGCUCGAAUGCUGUUCAAGUCAUUGUUGAUGAUUGCUGCACUAAAUGGAUUCUUAUUGGGAUGUAUUGGAACCUCAAUUCCCUGGUUGUUCCCCAAAAUAUUCUCACCUGACCCCAUGGUCAUUCAAGAGAUGCAGCGCAUAUUGAUUCCAUACUUCCUUUCACUUUGUGUGUCGCCCAGUGUCCACAGCCUUGAGGGAACAUUGUUGGCUGGACGAGAUUUGAAAUUCAUCAGUGCAUCAAUGUCUGGGAUUUUUGGUUUGGCUUCCCUCCUCCUUUUGCUAUUGAGUAGUAAAGGAUCUGGUUUGCCAGGCUGUUGGUUUACACUUGUUGCAUUUCAAUGGACUCGUUUUGUUGUUGCCCUAAGACGCCUCACCUCAUCUUCGGGAAUGCUUUAUUCUGUAGAUUUAACUAUGUCAAAAGCUGCAGAGUAAUGUGGCUGGUUUACGCUGCGUUUGGUAGCCUGAUCUGGCCUUUUAUGCUUAUUGGCUAAAUUUAAGUCGUCUACUCAUUAGUUUGUUUUUAUUUCUUUUGUUGCACUUGGGGACAGUUGGUAUAAUUCUUAUUUGGUGGGUUUAAUUAUUAGUUGAUUAGUUGGGGAGGAAGCAAUCAGACUAUGUUGGUCGAUAAUUGUUUCGAAUAUCUCGCAUGUUCAACGAUUAGUCUCUUCAUUAUUGGGGAAACUAUUCUAUGUCUGAUCAGAAAGUGAGAGGACCUAUUGGCUACAAGAAGUCUAGAGAGAAGGGUUGGGUACGUAGGUGGAAGGUUGAAUGUUUGGUUGUUUGUCUUAACGAGUUUAAUACAAGCGUUUUCCAGUUUAA
Cuscuta europaea is the source of this 2258-nucleotide messenger RNA. Lineage: Eukaryota; Viridiplantae; Streptophyta; Magnoliopsida; Solanales; Convolvulaceae. The record is from the annotation of a GenBank genome assembly.